Cyprinodon tularosa is the source of this 4454-nucleotide messenger RNA. It is a transcript of the gene ube3c, whose product is annotated as ubiquitin protein ligase E3C. Gene Ontology annotation, molecular function: ubiquitin protein ligase activity. The record is from RefSeq and is a predicted model, not a curated record. The coding region runs from base 177 to 3419 and encodes 1080 amino acids. Gene Ontology annotation, biological process: protein polyubiquitination; ubiquitin-dependent protein catabolic process. Lineage: Eukaryota; Metazoa; Chordata; Actinopteri; Cyprinodontiformes; Cyprinodontidae. The transcript is spliced from 24 exons.
UUGAAGGAACCGGAAGUAGUUAACCGCUUCUGUGUUGUGAUGAUUUCCAGAGUGGAGGAAAAGAAUACUUGACAAUUGGAUUACUCAGUCUCAGUCUUUUUGUUUCAACCGAUAUUUUUGAGAAGUCAAAGAAAUUCUUCAGAAGGUCUGAAUCAAUCAAUGGGAAAAAUCUGAAAAUGUUCAGCUUUGAGGGAGAUUUCAAAACAAGGCCCAAAGUGUCAUUGGGAGGAGCGAGUAAAAAGGAAGAAAAAGCCUCUCUGUUGCAUCGCACACAAGAAGAAAGACGGAAAAGAGAGGAAGAGAGAAAAAGGCUGAAAAAUGCCAUCAUCAUUCAGUCCUACAUACGUGGAUACCAAGACUUAAAGCAGCAGUAUGCCCUUCAAAGAGCUAAGUUUGAUGAGUCUGUCAGCCAGUCACAGGCAGGUGGAACGCAGCACAUCAUGGAUGGUCCUUCUCUGUGCCUCCUGUCCAGACAACUAAUAUUUUUCUACAGACAGAGUGUGGAUGCACAUAGAUUGAUUUGGUUAUGCCAGAACCUUGUGAAACACCACAAUCCGUUCGUGAAGCUGUUAAAUAGCCCCCAGAAACAAACAUGUGUAUUUCAAAUCAAAAGGAUUCUGGGUUUUUGCUGUAGACUUCUGUUAAACUGCUCAGAUGACAGUUUAAAUGUUGCUGUUCCUAUGCGGAUGUUGGACAUCUUUUCUUCAGAGAGAACAUAUCUUCACGUUAUUCCAGAUGCUAACAAUGUAGCUUCAUUACUCGAGCAGAUUUUGCACUAUAUGGUACAGAAAGGAUACUAUAAAUCACUGUAUAGUCUUGUAAAUCACCGGCUGCCUCCCAGUUUGGAGUACAGCGAUGCUCCCUCUAUCCCUCUGGCAAGCACACUGUUGGAGCACAUUCUCAAACCUUUGCACUUUACUUACUCCUCCUGCACAACAGGCGCAAGGCAGUUUGUAUUUGCAGCAUUUACUGAGGAGUUCAUCUCUGCACCAUUCACCGAGCAGAUUUUUCACUUUUUCAUUCCGGCACUCUCUGACCGCCGCCUGUCGUUUCCGUUCGAGGCCUUCCUGAGCUCCCUGCAGGUCACAAUCCACUCUUUCUCAGCAGCACAAAGCAAGGCUCCCUGGCUCUUCUACUUUGUCCUCUGUGCAGGAGAGAAUUGUUUAAACUCACUGUCAGAGGAGGGACACCUGCUCUACCUUCAGGCUCUGCAGGCCCUGCUGCCGCUGCUACCGGUGUCAGAAAGCACCAGCCGGCCAGAACUGACCAGUGAUUCGGAGGAUGAUGACGAGGAUAUGCAUCCUAUCCCCAUGCAGGACAACAGCCGGAUUUCUGUGCAGCUGAUAACGGAGGAAUGCGUCCACAAGCUGGACACGAAGCGGCAAACCAACGCGCUGCUGAACCUGGUUUGGGGGGAUACAGUCCGCGAGGAAGUCUUCACCAUGAUGGCAUCCAUUUGUCACACACUCAUGGUGCAACAUCGUCUAAUGGUUCCUAAAGUUAGACUCCUGUACAGCUUAGCUUUCAAUACUCGGUUCCUGAGGCAUCUCUGGCACCUGAUAACCUCCAUGACAACAAAAAUGAUCACUGGCUCCAUGGUGCCACUGCUCCAGCUGAUCUCCCGAGGUUCUCCCAUGUCAUUUGAAGAUUCAAACCGAAUCAUCCCACUCUUUUACCUCUUCAGCUCUCUCUUCAGUCACUCUCUUAUUUCUGUCCAUGACAGUGAAUUCUUCGGGCAUGAAAUUGAAGGUCCGAUGCAGUCCUCUAUGAUGCCCUUCACUCUGGCCGAACUGGUGACUUUGUCCCGUUGUCUGAGGGAUGCGUGUCUGGGAAUCAUCAAGCUUGCCUACCCUGAAACUAAAGCAGAGCACAGGGAGGAGUACAUGGCUGCCUUCCGCAGCGUGGGCGUGAAGACCAACGCUGAGGUCCAGCAGCGCAUCCAGGCUGAGCAGAAACGCUGGGUGCAGCUCUUCAAGGUCAUCACUAACUUGGUGAAGAUGCUGAAAGCUCGCGACAUCCGGCGGCCUUUCUGUCCGGCAGGUCACUGGCUGUCUGAGGAGGUCAACAUCCGAGCCGAUAAGGUCACCCAGCUGUAUGUCCCAUCAGCGAGACACGUGUGGAGAACACGACGGAUGGGGCGCAUUGGGCCUCUUCAGUCUACACUGGAUGUUGGUUUGGAGCCUCCGCAGCUCUCUGUGUCUGAAGAGAGACACCUGGCCAUCCUUACAGAGCUUCCGUUUGUUGUUCCGUUUGAGGAGCGAGUCAAGAUCUUCCAGCGGUUGAUCUCGGUGGACAAACGGGACGUGCAGGGGGAUGGGCCGUUCCCUGACGGCAUCAAUGUAACCAUUAGACGCAACUACAUCUACGAAGACGCCUACGAUAAACUAUCCCCAGAAAACGAACCAGACCUUAAGAAGAGGAUUCGAGUCCACCUUCUCAACGCUCAUGGUCUGGAUGAAGCCGGCAUUGACGGAGGCGGCAUCUUUCGCGAGUUCCUCAACGAGCUCCUGAAAUCAGGCUUUAAUCCAAACCAAGGUUUCUUCAAGACUACCAAUGAGGGCUUGUUGUUUCCCAACCCUGCUGCAAAGAUGCUGGUGGGCGACUCCUUCACGAGACACUACUACUUCCUGGGCAGGAUCCUUGGAAAGGCUCUCUAUGAGAACAUGCUGGUGGAGCUGCCUUUUGCUAGUUUCUUCCUAUCCAAACUUCUGGGAACCAGCGCAGAUGUCGACAUCCACCACCUGGCCUCUUUAGACCCCGAGAUGUAUCGCAACCUUCUGUUCCUCAAGAGCUAUGAGGGUGAUGUGGAAGAGCUGGGUCUCAACUUCACCGUGGUCAACAACGAUCUGGGAGAAGCUCAGGUGGUUGAACUGAAGCUGGGAGGAAAAGAUAUCCCAGUGACAACAGCCAACCGGAUAGCUUACAUCCAUUUAGUGGCUGACUACAGGCUCAACAAGCAGAUCAGGCCUCACUGCCUGGCCUUCAGACAGGGUCUGGCUAAUGUGGUCAACCUUGAAUGGCUGCGUAUGUUUGAUCAGCAGGAAAUUCAGGUGCUGAUAUCUGGAGCGCAUGUUCCGAUUUGUCUCGAUGACCUAAAAAACUUCACAAACUAUUCAGGUGGAUAUUCUGCUACUCAUCCAGUUAUCCAGAUCUUCUGGGAAGUGGUUGAAGGAUUUACAGAUGAAGAAAAGCGCAAACUGUUAAAGUUUGUCACUAGUUGCUCCAGACCUCCGCUGCUGGGCUUUAAGGAGCUUUAUCCAGCCUUCUGCAUUCACAACGGUGGAAAUGACCUGGAGCGCUUGCCUACAGCCAGCACCUGCAUGAACCUGCUCAAGCUCCCCGAGUUCUGCGACCAGCACCUGAUGAGGAGCAAGCUGCUAUACGCCAUCGAGUCGAGCGCAGGGUUCGAGCUGAGCUGAGUCGAGCCGCAGCCUAGCCUUCUCUGCCUGCAGAGACGGACCCGAUGCCACCUAGGUGGCUUUGGAUUAAUAGGAAAACGAUGCACUGACUUAUUAUGCAUUUCUAAGAGUGAGUGUGCGUGCCAAGGAAAAGAACAAAAAGAGGGGAAGCAUAGAGGAAACUUUUUAUUUUUAAGCCCCUGUUUUUAAGACAUUUUUAACCAAUGUUUGAGAACCAUACAGGAAAACAGUGUUGCAUCAGGGGAGCUUAGACAAUGCCAUCUCCACCCCCUCUUAAAAAUAGUGUAUGGAAAAGGCAUUAUGACAGAAAAGGGGUAUUCUAAAGCCACCUUGUGGUGCACUAAGGGCUGCAGACGGGGAGCAGCUAUGCCUAGUGCUAACAAAUGUUUUCAUGUAGAGGUUUGAAAUUCCUGUUUGUGUUUUUUCCAAGCUUACAGUGCCUUGCAAAAGUAGUUGUACCCCUUAAACUUUUCAAUUUCAUUACAACUAACUUUACUGUAUUUUAGACCAACACUAAGUAUUAAAUAAAAUUAAAUCUGAGUAUUACAAUAAUGAGUUAAAGAUAAUAACAAUGUGUGCCACAGCUUUCAGAGUAUAAUUUGUAUAGAAAAAUAUAUAUGUUCUGAAAUGUACUUGGUCAGGCAGUAUCACAGAAACUCAAUAAAUAAUGGAUGGCGGUAUAAAAUAUUUGCAAGGCGCUGUAACUUGUAAUUAUUUUUGUCUAAAAAAAACAUUUGGAAGUGUGCACACUGAGAUCUAGGAGAAGACUGAUUUUGUUGGCGUGAGGUAGAGGAAAGCAAUAUAUAAUCACAGUUUUGUGAAUAUGUAUAUGUUUUAAACAGCUCUUGUAUGAUCCAUGUAUGUGUUAUUUGUACAGGUUGGUUUCUGUUCCCAUAUGUACCUGCUUGGAUGAGCUAUCUUUUCACCUGAUCAGCACAUGAAGGUUUGUGUCCUUCUGAUGACCCGUGUACCAACUGGGUGAAGAGACGGAAUACGGAUAUGAAUAAAUCCGCUUUUCUUUUAGCAUUUUCCAUC